Molecule: messenger RNA, 1176 nt
Organism: Haliotis rubra (blacklip abalone)
Lineage: Eukaryota; Metazoa; Mollusca; Gastropoda; Lepetellida; Haliotidae
Product: COMM domain-containing protein 1-like
Exons: 3
Coding region: 6-569 (187 amino acids)
Biological process (GO): negative regulation of protein localization to cell surface; negative regulation of sodium ion transmembrane transport; positive regulation of protein ubiquitination
Cellular component (GO): endosome
Source: RefSeq, a predicted model, not a curated record
GAAAGAUGGCGGACGACCCGAAAAGUGCCCUUGCAUUGCUGAACGGCAUAGCACGGCGAAAUUAUUACGGGGAUAAAGAUAUAACUGACAGUUUUCUAAAGGAUGAAAUAUACCCUGAUCUUCCAGAAGAACAGUUUAAUCAAUUACUUUCGAGAUGUUCUUCUUUGUUAAAGAGCAUGGUGUCAGCAGACAUGGAUAUGACCCAACUUGAAGCUUUUAUCACUGCACAGAUGAAACGAAAAGAAGGCGCUCUAACAGAAGCCCAAGCUAAUGUGUUCAGAAAGUUCUGGAAAACUAAUAAGACCAAAAUACAUGACAGUAUUGUGGCUCAUACAACAUGGGGUAAUUCACUCCAGAAAGUGUCCUGGAGAAUUGACUUGAAAUCUCAGGCUCGACACAUUGAUGAGAUUAACACUCCAUCAGCAAUUAUGGAAUUGCACAUCAGUGAUGGACAGAAUAUUGAAAAAACUGGUGAUGUUGUUCGUUUUGAAAUGGAUGAAGACCAUUUAUCAUCAGUGUUACAAAGCAUGCAAGAGAUUGAAGAAGAAAUCGCCAAAAACUCACAGUAGUGAUAUAUCUAUGUUGUUUUUACCAUCUCUUUAUGUAUUGAAAACUGGACACACAUCAGUCAGACAUCUGAUCAUACAUAUAUACAUGGUGUACAAUGAGGUUGUUGGGUCUCUCCACAUCAAUCAGUUUUAGCUUAUUCUAUGUAUAAUGAAUCUUAGUAUUCUGUCCCUUGGCCAUCUGAGACACACCUUACCAAAUUAACUCCCUUUGUUUUCCAAGAAGAGCAAACAGACUGGACCCUUAUAGAACUGGGAAAGGUUUGGAUUCACCUCAAGCAUUGCAGAGAAUUUCUUCUAUCGUCUUCGGACAGAGGCGAAGAAAUCAAUGGACAUUGAUAAACAUAAUGGAAUUGUAAUGACUGUAACUAUGGUAACAAGAGUCUCUGAAUGUGAGAUACUGGAGAGUACAGAGAAACUAUUAUGUGACCCUAGUCACCCCUAGACCCUAAGCCUAGUCGUAUCUGUUGAAGGUACAGAUAGUUUUCAUCGCAUCGGUUAUUUUUACACAAGUUCAUGAUUUGUGUAGUAUGAUAUGAAUGUGAAAUUGUAUAAAAUUAAACUGUUGUGUAACUGAAAAUUAAGCUCUUAAUAAACUAUGGAUGAAGUA